AUGGAUUGUGUAAAAUUUCCUAUUGUGAAGGAUUUGUCGUUCGAAUAUUUGAAUAGCGAAGUAAAAUUUAUAAUAAUUGAAUUCGAAAAUACCGAUUUAAUAUUUUUGUCGAACAUUUCGAAAAUCGGACAAAUUUUGCAGGUUACAUUUCCACAUCAUUUAAUUGCUUCUAAAUUGCAUUCAACACACAAUAUUGAAUUCGACACGAAAAUUCUCCUUGGCGCUUAUUCGGACGAUUUCGAAUUAUUAAUAAAUCGUUUAGUGAAAACAAUUGUGAAAUUUAAUCGUCGUCGACGCGAUUUUUUCUUAGCGAUUGGUUUCGGUGAAGAUCAGUCGGAUUUAAAUGAUUACUUUCGUAUAAUUAUUGAGCAAUACCAGAAUCAUUUUCAAUCGUCUUCGUCUUCAUCAUAA
Messenger RNA from Dracunculus medinensis (Guinea worm), 411 nucleotides. Lineage: Eukaryota; Metazoa; Nematoda; Chromadorea; Rhabditida; Dracunculidae. The record is from the annotation of a GenBank genome assembly.